AUGUUGAUACAGUCGCUGUGGAAACGUAAAUUUGAGUGGGACGAACCGUUGCCAGAUGACAUCAUUACAGAGUGGUGUAAGAUCAGAGAAGAUACCGCGAAAGCUACCGAAACCAAGUUUAGCAGACGAUACUUCCAAGGCACAACACCAAGGGAAGUAACUCUUCACGUCUUCUGCGAUGCCAGCACAAAAGCUUAUGGCUCAUGCGCAUACCUUGUGUCCGGUUGUCACAGUACUCUCGUGAUGGCGAAGAACAAAGUAACUCCCAUUAAACAACUUACCGUGCCGAAACUUGAACUGUGUGCAGCACUUAUAGGCGCUAAACUUAGUCAACACAUAACAUCCACCAUACAUUGUGAUAAAGUAUACUUAUGGAGCGACAGCCAGAUCGUGCUGAAGUGGAUUUCUACAACCAAACCACAGCCACAAUUCAUAGCCAGACGUGUAACAGAAAUACAUGAGUUGACAGACGGCUUCAUGUGGCACUAUUGCCCAACCGAUUCAAACCCAGCAGACCUUCUGUCGAGAGGACUUACCUAUGAGAAAUUUCACGACAACAUAUUAUGGAUGCAUGGUCCUAGCUGGCUGAACGACGAGACAACAUUUCCCGGAUAUGAAUUAAUGCUGAGUACGCACACCAACAGUGAACACGAAGAUACCAACUAUUCCGCCUGUAUGACUACAUCGCGAGAAAUUACACCCGAUCCCGGCAUUUUAGAUGUUAUAGACAUCAAUAGAUUCGACACAUACCGUAAGCUGAUACGUGUUACAGCAUAUGUUCUAAGAUUUGUGAACAACUGCAGAAAUAUUGAGAAGGUCUACGGACCUCUAGAGUCGCACGAGAUCAACGCAGCAGCCAAGCAUCUGAUAAAGUACGUACAGUCCCGUCAUUUUCCGGACGUGAUAGAGUACAUCUACCAGAAUAGAAACAUCCAGUUGAAAAGACCCAACCUAGUGAGACAGCUUGAUUUGUUUCUUGAUGACGACAAAUUAAUACGUUGUGGCGGCAGAUUAUCUAACGCACCGUUAUUACACAGCACGAGAUUUCCCUACCUACUUCCUUCCAAAGACAACCUUACAAAGCUUAUUAUUUUGGACGCACACGUUACACAUAUGCAUUCCGGUACUGAGAGCACAGUCACCUAUCUUCGCCAAAUAUUUUGGAUUCCUAGCAUUCGCCAGCGUGUUCAGAAAAUAGUCCGCUCGUGUGUUACGUGUCGUAAGGUCACAGGAAGAGCAUAUCGGGUACCUGACCCCCCACCGUUACCUAGCAACAGAUUGAAGGUUGCGCCACCAUUCACAGUAACCGGCAUAGACUUUACCGGAGCUUUAACAGUAAAGGCAUCGAGAGGAGAACUACAGAAAGCAUACAUUUGCCUUUUCACAUGUGCCAAUACGCGAGCUGUCCAUCUAGAAAUAGUACCGAACAUGACUGUGGAAUCAUUAUUUUAG
Messenger RNA from Mercenaria mercenaria, 1452 nucleotides. RefSeq lists its product as uncharacterized. The record is from RefSeq and is a predicted model, not a curated record. NCBI's taxonomy places the organism in Eukaryota, Metazoa, Mollusca, Bivalvia, Venerida, Veneridae. The coding region runs from base 1 to 1452 and encodes 483 amino acids. Gene Ontology annotation, molecular function: nucleic acid binding. The transcript has a single exon.